Molecule: messenger RNA, 4899 nt
Organism: Beta vulgaris subsp. vulgaris (sugar beet)
Lineage: Eukaryota; Viridiplantae; Streptophyta; Magnoliopsida; Caryophyllales; Amaranthaceae
Product: DExH-box ATP-dependent RNA helicase DExH7, chloroplastic
Exons: 37
Coding region: 769-4539 (1256 amino acids)
Cellular component (GO): intracellular anatomical structure
Molecular function (GO): ATP binding; RNA binding
Source: RefSeq, a predicted model, not a curated record
CGACGCUCGAAGAAUCGCAAUCGCACUCAAAUUCUCUCUCUAAAGCUCAGAAAGUUAAGAAGCUGAAAUCAAUUUACGAGAAUCUCUCUUGUGAAGGCUUCUCCGAUGAUCAAAUUGAACGAGCUCUCUCCGCUCUUAAGAGAUUUUAGAUGUUGCAUAGGUUAACACGAAGAAAAAGGGAGAUGAAGACGCGAAGUGAGAGGAUGGUGUUUUCAGAUGACCAAAGGUUUUAGGGAGAUAACUCAUCAGUCAUAUAAUUUUUUUUUUCUGUUUUCAUCUUUUUAAAUUGGAAUGCAAGUGAGGAGAAAGAUGGUAAGAGGAAGAAGAAAGGGGAACAUGGGAGGGAAUAUGAAAAGAAGGAAUUAAUGAAGCGACAUGCAAAACAUGUGCGGAGCUAUGCCGGAAUUCACAAGUCAAUGUUGGAUUCCGACAAGUGGUCUCUUUCAACAAAGACAAAAAUGAUCAAAGGUGGUUUGGGACCUAGUCUUUUAUAAGGAUGCUGCGUCCUUGGAGGCUGCGUUGGAUUGGUUGUGCUUAAAUUUGUCUCGGAGUGAACUACCUGUAAAGUUCCGUGAUGGAUUGUCUCUGCAUACAGGAGGGUCAAUCAGUGUGGUGUCUACUGCACAGGAAAAUUGGAUUUCCUCAAUUGAUACGACAGCAAGAUCCCAGGAUGAAGUGCUUGAAUAUUCUAUCAUAACUAGAAGCCGCCAUGAUGAUGACUCUUUGGAUUUACAUGAACCAUCCCAAGCUGAUUGGAUUCGUCAAUACAUGGAGAAAGAGGAAGAGAUGGAAUCUGAAUCUUGGGAAGAUAUGCUGUCAGACGAAGGCUCUUGCAAAAAGGUUGCUGAACCUAGGUCAUACGACACAGUUGUCCAAGAGUACCAAUCUGCACGUAUGGAGGCUAUUGCUGCUAAGGAGAAAGGGGACAAACAGAGCCAGGAAGUGGCUAGUAAAAGAAUUCGAAUGCUCAAGCAGGAGAUGUCAGCUUUAGCAGGGGAAUAUGAUGUACUCAUGUCUGAAAUUAGUAAUACGGAGGCAUGUUGUUCUGUUUACGAGGAAUACAAUUCUAGUCUAGAUGCAUUGGCUGAUCCAUUGAUUGGUAAAGUUGAGAUGGAGCAUUGCUUCAAGGAUGAGGUAGCAGAACAAAGUAUAACUGUCAAUGAUGUGGCAGCUUCACAAGAGGAUGGAGAAGACACAGAGCUUGGUAACUUGUUCAUUGAAGAUGAUUCAUUUAUUGCAGCCUUGCCUCUUCAAGUCUCGAUGACACAAAACAAAGUAAGGGUCAAAGAUAAACCAGCUAGCAAAGACUUGGAAAAAUUGGAGGGCAUCUGGAAGAAGGGUGAUGCGACGAGGAUUCCUAAAGCUGUUCUUCAUCAAUUGUGCCAAAGGUCGGGCUGGGACCCUCCAAAAUUUGACAAAGUGGGUAAAAAAGGAAGUGGUUUCAGUUACUGUGUUAGCGUGGUGCGUAAAUCUACUGGGAGGGGUAAGAACAGAAGAUCUGGUGGUUUGAUCACUCUGCAGCUGCCUGGGCAGGACGAAAGUUUUAAUUCUUCUGAGGAAGCGCAGAACAGAGUAGCUGCUUUUGCCCUUUACCGCCUGUUUCCUGAUAUACCCACUCGGUUUCUGAUUACUGAGCCAUACGCUUCACUUAUUGUGAAAUGGGAGGAAGGAGAAUCAUCAAACAUGAUUGAAGACACUUUGGAAGAUCGAAGGGCUGGUUUUGUGGAUUCGUUGUUGAAUGCUGAUUCCUCAGUAGAGAUUACUUCAGCUUAUGUUGCUGACGUUUCAAAUCAGAACGAGGUUUCUGAUGUGUGUAGUGAAAAAUCUGCUGCUGCUGCUUUCUACUGGGAUAACUCUCUGAUGGAAAAGGAGUGUUUCUUGUUAAGACAAGAACUAGAAAAUAAACGGAAGACACCAAGAUACAAGAGCAUGUUGGAAGCGAGAGCAGGACUUCCUAUUGCAAAAUCAAGGGAUGAAAUAUUAUGGUCUCUGAAACAGAAUAAUGUUGUCGUUGUUUGCGGGGAAACAGGUUCUGGGAAGACUACUCAGGUUCCACAAUACAUAUUGGAUGACCUGAUUGCGGCUGGUCGUGGUGGGCAUUGCAACAUUGUUUGUACACAACCACGAAGAAUAGCAGCAAUAUCUGUUGCUGAGAGGGUCGCUGAUGAGAGAUGUGAACCUGCACCUGGCUUAGAUGGAUCAUUGGUUGGUUACCAAGUUCGGCUAGAUACUGCAAGGAAUGAUAGAACCAAGCUUCUUUUCUGUACAACUGGUAUUCUUUUACGACAAAUUGCGGGGAACAAAAGCUUUCAUGGUGUUACUCAUGUUGUAGUCGAUGAGGUGCAUGAACGCUCUUUAUUGGGCGAUUUUCUACUUAUUGUCUUGAAGAAUAUACUGGAAAACCAAUCUACUCAUGGCACUCCAACAUUCAAAGUCAUACUCAUGUCUGCAACAGUUGAUUCAAAUUUGAUUUCAAGAUAUUUUGGUGACUGCCCAGUAAUUACCGCGGAAGGUCGAACUUAUCCUGUGUCAACAAUCUUUCUUGAAGAUGUAUAUGAAGAAAUCGACUAUCAUCUUCCGUCGGAUUCUCCAGCCUGUUUAGGUUUCAAGACAUUUGGCCAUAAGAUUGUCGGUGGUUCUAUUGACAAUCGUAGAGGGAUGAAAAAUCUUGUCUUAUCAUCACUGGGCGAUGAAGCUCUUCUAGCUGAAGAAUGCAUGAACCCACAGUAUAAUCCAAGAGCAUAUCAGUCGUACAGUGAGCAAACGCGACUGAAUUUGAGAAAGUUGAAUGAAGAUGUAAUUGAUUACGAUCUUCUUGAAGACUUGGUGUGUUAUAUUGAUGAACAUUCUGGUGAUGGGGCCAUUCUUGUUUUCCUGCCUGGCAUGUCAGAGAUUAACAGAUUGCAUGACAAGCUCGCUGCUUCAUAUCGCUUUGGUGGAGAAUCUUCUGAGUGGCUCUUGCCAUUGCAUUCAUCUGUAGCCCCAGCUGACCAAAAAAAGGUGUUUUUGAAGCCACCCAAAAACACACGUAAGCUGGUUUUAUCGGGAGAUAGCAAAGCGAUGCAUGACUUGGUUUGUGUUUGUGACUUUGUGUUUGUCUUUUGCCACUUAGUUACGACAAUUUCUGGUGGAUGGAAUUAUCUGGAUGUAAAAGAUUCUGGAAAGCACAAGGAAUAUCGUUAUGACCCCCGGAAGAAACUCUCAAUGAUGGUUGAAGAUUGGAUAUCCCAAGCAAAUGCAAAGCAAAGACGAGGAAGAGCUGGAAGAGUAAAACCUGGUACCUGCUUUUGCUUGUAUACACGGCAUAGAUUUGAAAAUCUGAUGCGACCGUUCCAGGUUCCGGAGAUGCUACGGAUGCCUCUGGUGGAAUUAUGUUUGCAGAUUAAGCUGCUUUCUCUGGGCGACAUAAAAUUGUUUUUAUCCAAGGCACUUGAUAUGCCGAAGGAUGAAGCUGUAAACUCCGCCAUAUCAUCAUUAAAAGAGGUUGGUGCUGUUGAUAAACAUGAAGAGCUGACUCCCCUUGGGCAUCAUUUGGCCAAAUUGCCUGUUGAUUUGCUGCUUGGAAAGAUGAUGUUAUAUGGUGCUAUAUUCGGCUGUCUAUCACCUAUCCUUUCGAUUGCUGCAUUUUUAAGUUACAAAUCGCCAUUUGUUCACCUGAGAGACGAGAGAGAAUUUCUCGAAAGAUCAAAACUGGCAAUUUUGUCAGACAAGACAGAUGGAUCAAGCAGUAUAGACGAUAAGGAGGGCCAAUCUGAUCAUAUCAUUAUGAUGAUUGCCUACAAAAAAUGGGAGAAGAUUCUCCGAGAGAAAGGAGUUAAGGCUGCUCAAUUUUUCUGUAAGGUACACGCUCUCAGCGGCUCAGUUCUGCACAUGAUAAGAGAUAUGCGAGUGCAGUUUGGAACACUAUUGUCAGACAUUGGACUAGUCCAUCUUCCUGAAGAUUAUCAGGGUAGGAAGAAAGGAAAUCUUGACAGCUGGUUUUCUGAUGCAUCACAACCAUUUAACAAGUAUGCCAAUCAUUUUCCAGUGGUGAAGGCAAUAUUGUGUGCUGGGUUGUAUCCAAAUGUGGCAGCAACAAUAGAGGGUAUACAUGCUCCAGCUCUCGGUAAUCUUAGGCAAUCGCUUAAAUCUAUUUCUAAGGGAAGCCCAGCCUGGUAUGAUGGAAGAAGAGAAGUUCAUAUACACCCUUCUUCUGUCAAUGGUGAUUCAAAGACUUUCCAACAUGCGUUUCUGGUGUUCCUUGAAAAGGUUGAAACCCGCAAGGUUUUCCUGCGAGACACUACAAUCAUCUCUCCAUAUUCUCUUCUACUUUUUGGGGGUGCCAUUAAUGUGCAGCAUCAGUUGGGACUUGUCACGGUAGAUGGUUGGUUGAAGAUAACUGCACCAGCACAAACUGCUGUGCUGUUCAAGGAACUCCGCUCAACUCUCCAGUCUGUUCUUAAUGGAAUGAUUCGUAAGCCACAGAGGAUAGCAGUUGAGAACGAAGUUGUACGAUCCAUUAUUCAUUUGUUGCUGGAGGAAACCAAACCUCAAGCAUAAUCUGUAAUUAAAGCAAUACAGUUGGACGUUUCAAUCUUCAGAUGAGGUUAUUAGGUGAUGAAUUCAAACAAUUCAACACAUGUUUAUGUAUUGGGAUUGCGGGAGGUUCCCCAAUUUGAUUUGGGAUAAGCUUUGCACCCUCAAAUUCUAGGAUUCUGCCUUUUGAGGAGAAACUCAUGGUACCCUGAGUGCAUGAUCAGCCAUAGAAGAAAGUGAAUUCCUUGUUAGUUUAAUCUUUAAAAUUCCAGGAAGGUUUCUUAUUUCAAUGGCCUUGCGAUUUAUUGUCUUGUGGAACUUUGUCGUUGAAGUUCUUUUUCUGUAAUACAUAAAGGUCUACACCAAAAAUUGCCAACUGAAGUU